Molecule: messenger RNA, 2451 nt
Organism: Penicillium paradoxum
Lineage: Eukaryota; Fungi; Ascomycota; Eurotiomycetes; Eurotiales; Aspergillaceae
Product: DUF3824 domain-containing protein
Exons: 5
Coding region: 1-2451 (816 amino acids)
Source: RefSeq, a predicted model, not a curated record
AUGUCGUACACAUACAGAGAUCGCGAACGAGACUGGGACGACGGGCGUUCGGUGUCAAUUAAGCGCUACGUCAUUCCUGCUGAUGACGAUCGUCGAGACUUCAUGUCGAGACACGAAGACCCGUACAGCGGCGAGCGCGAACUGGUCAUUCGGCGCAAAACUGAUCGCGAGGAGCCUGUGAGCAUCACGCGCUACGAGCGAGAGGUGGACUACGAACCACCUGUGCGCUACGAGAGGGACUACUAUGAACCCCGCAAUGCGUAUACUAGUCCCCGUGAAUCCGACUAUGAUGUCGUGCGCCGCUCUGAGGUCGAUGAGGACCCGUACUAUUACCACCGCCGCCGUCGAGUCCGCGAGUACGAGGACCAUCGGCCUCGACGUGAGCUGAGCCCCGAUGACUCCAUUUCUCAGGCGAGUCGGCGUCGCAGCGAUCGUGACCACGACUACAGCAGCGAUGAUAGCAUGGUCUACAUCAGGAAAGAGACCUCAUAUGACGACCACCCCCACCACCGUCGUCACCUCGCAGAGGGUGCUUUGGUGGGUGUUGGCGCUGCUGAGUUGUUGCGCAGCCGCAGUAAGAAAAACGGCGAAGUCAGCCAUGGCAUGAGUCGCAUAGGUAAGACCGUUGGUGCCGGUGCUCUCGGAGCAGUCGCUGUGAAUGCUGCGUCGCAUGCUCGUGACUACUACCGCCGUAGUAAGAGCCGUCACCGUGCCCACUCCUUUGACGAUGAUCGUUCUUCCCAUCGUCACCAUAGACACAGCGGUGGCCGAUACAGUCGGAGCCGUAGUCGCUCGCACUCCCACUCCCGUGCGAAGACUCUCCUCGAGCUGGGUGUUGGCGCCGCAGCUGUGGCUGCUGGUGUGGCUGCAUUGCGUAGCAAGUCGAACGCCGGAGACCGCAAGAGUCGUUCUCGCUCUCGCACUCGCUCCCGCUCCCGGGCUUUCAGCCGGGGUCGCUCAGAGAAUGGCAGGGACAGGGAUGGAUCGGCUCGUAGCAUGUCCGAGCGCCGCAAACACAUGGCUGGUGCUGGACUGGCUGGUGCUGCAGUCGCUGGCCUGGUUGAGAAGGCCCGCAGCCAUUCACGCUCCCGGAAGGGUGAACGCUCCCGCUCCCACAGUCGUAUCAGACAAGCUCUCCCCAUCGUGGGUGCUGGUCUUGCCACUGCUGCUGCCACCGGUCUCUAUGAGAAGAAAAAGGCCGAAAAGGAUGAAAAGGACGGUUCGAGCCGGGGCCGCCAUCGUUCGAGGUCUCACAGCCGCGCCCCAUCCUCUUCCUACCCUGAUCCAUCUCGCGACUCAGCUGGUUUGAUUGAAUACGGCAAUGACCCAGUCGCAGGCAGCAUCCCUGCUGAACACUACUACGGUCAGCCUGGCGGGCCCUACUACAAUACGCAGCAAGCCUACAGCCCCAGACGCCAACCACGCAGCCGCAGUCGUAGCCGAGCCCGCUAUAGUAGUUCAUCCGAUUCUGACCGUGAAGGUCGCCGUCGACGAAGCCAGAAGCACCGCAGCCGCUCACGCGACCUCGCAGGUGCUGCUCUGGGCGCAACAGGCCUCGGAUACGCCGCGCACAAGUUGAACGAGCGCCGCAAGUCCAAAGAGCGCGAGCGCGAACAUUCGAAGUAUGAGGACAACAUCCACCACGACCCUUAUGAAGAAUCCUAUGACCCAGAGCCGCCCUCCACCCAUGGCCGAUCCCCACUACUACCCCAACAACAACUAUUUCCCCCGCCUCCAGGCGAGUCACCCCACAACCUGAACGCUACUCCUGCACCCUACAAUCCGGCGGACUACCCUCCUCCCCCUGGCGCUGCUCCACCCCAGCCGUACGCCUACGGCGCUGUGCCACCACCAGGACCAGGAGCUGAACAGUACGCACCUCGGCCGCGUAGGGCUGAUGAGAAUGUGAGCAUCUCCACCCUACCCACUGAUCCAAAUGAUGUACACAAGGGUCUAAACAUACACCCAUUCCCAUCGUCCCUACCUAGGUCAACUAGCCAGCCGCCACAAGCCUCGAAAUCUGUCGCGUUCGACUUGACAGAUUCCCCACAGGAUCCUGGCUAUGAGACCGAUGAUAGUGACUCGACUGUUGAGCCAUAUUCAUCUUCGUAUCGUGAUGACAGAGAACACCAUCACGAUCGAGAUCGAGAUAGCCAUCAUCACCAUCAUCAUCAUCGCCGCCGCCGCUCUUCUCCUGUCCCCCAUCCACCUGUGCCCUAUCCCAGUUCUUCCUUCUCGAAUCAUCACUCUUCCAGUCACCACCACCCAUCAUCGCACAAGUCUCACGAAAGAGAUGAACGUGAACGUAACAGACCUUCUGAAACAGACUCAGAUUCAACAAUUGACCUACCCAGUCGCUUCGACAGACAGGGUCGUCUGCUCCUCGAGCAAGAGCCUGUUGUGAAGACUAUUGAAGACAUCGUCAACAAGGUCAGCAAGAUCUUGCUCUAG